Desarmillaria tabescens is the source of this 1112-nucleotide messenger RNA. RefSeq names its product PIN domain-like protein. Lineage: Eukaryota; Fungi; Basidiomycota; Agaricomycetes; Agaricales; Physalacriaceae. Gene Ontology annotation, molecular function: 5'-flap endonuclease activity; metal ion binding; DNA binding. The record is from RefSeq and is a predicted model, not a curated record. The transcript has 4 exons. Gene Ontology annotation, cellular component: nucleus. Gene Ontology annotation, biological process: DNA recombination; mismatch repair; DNA double-strand break processing. The coding region runs from base 124 to 1086 and encodes 320 amino acids.
UUUGCCAGCAGCGACAUUUGGUCGCCCUCUUCCAAGUUUCUCGUCCCUGCUUCUUAUCAUUCUCGCCUUCACUCGCAUUUAUCUUUUUCUUGUCAGUACUGAGUACUCUCCUUUUUAUGAUUCAUGGGAAUAUCUGGGCUGCUACCAGCUCUCAAGUCUAUUCAGACCGUCAAACCCUUGUCUGAAUUCUCUGGCAAGACUGUGGCAAUCGACGCGUAUGCUUGGCUGCAUCGUGGUGUAUAUUCAUGUGCUACCGAACUGGCUACUGGAAAACAAACAAGCAAGUAUGUGCGAUACGUGAUGGAAAGAAUUCGGAUUCUGCGUCAGCACAACAUCGAACCCUACGUUGUCUUUGAUGGCGGUCCCCUUCCCGCCAAACAAGGGACCGAAGUUACUCGAAAGCAGAAGCGAGAGGAGAACCUUGCGCGGGGGGAAGCCCUUGCAGCCGAAGGAAAACAUGCUCAUGCGCGGGAAUUCUAUGUCAAGUGCGUAGACGUGACCCCGCAAAUGGCAUUCCAAGUGAUAAAGGCUCUAAGAGCAGAAACUAUCAAGUACACAGUGGCACCCUACGAGGCUGACGCACAAAUGGCCUACCUGGAACGCACUGGCUAUGUUGACGCCAUCGUCACCGAGGACUCCGACAUGCUUGUCUUUGGAUGCAAGAACGUUUUGUUCAAACUCGACACAGUUGCGAACACUGUCGUCUCUAUAUCUCGCUCUGACUUCGCCUCAGUCACUGCCAGUGGUCCGGACUCUCAUGGAAUCUCGUUAGUCGGGUGGUCUGAUGCACAGUUUCGUGCCAUGGCCAUCUUAAGCGGAUGCGACUACCUCCCCAGUAUUCCUGGAAUUGGUUUGAAAACAGCAUGUUCGCUGCUGCGGAGAUGGAAAACUGUGGAUCAGGUCGUGAGGAUGGUUGCAAUUGAAGGCAAGAAACCAGUGCCUCGGGGAUAUUUAGAAAGUUUCAAGUUAGCCGAAAAUUGCUUUCUGCAUCAAAGAGUUUACGAUCCGGCGCUUGAAAGGUUGGUACACUUGACCGAAGUCGACGAAGAAUGGAACAAGGAGUUAGACGCUCAUGUAGGCGGGUAAGGCAUAUCGAGCCAUCUUUAGCGAAG